UUUUGGAUUUGUUGAAAAACCCUUGAGGUGUUAAGUUGCAUUUUUUUUUUUUUUUUCUAUUCAUUCAAAAGAAAGUCAGACAAUGAGAUUAACAUUUAUAAUUAUAUUUUGUUCUAUAAGUGUGCUAAGCAGUGAAUUCGUGACAUGUUUAAGUUUGAAUCCAGCGGGAACAGUUGUGAAGCAUAGAACUACCUUUGAUGCUGACGCGGAAGGAUUUUGGCAGCGUCAGUCAAGCUGGAAAUCAAGAUGGGUUAAGUAUUGGCGACCUAAAAUCACGUACGUGCCUGUAUGGAAAAAGGUUUGGGGACCUGUUAUACAAAAUGAAUGGAUGCCUUUACCGAACAUUCUACCGGAAUUGGAUGAAGAAAAGCAUAUUCAAACAUAA
Messenger RNA from Glossina fuscipes, 385 nucleotides. RefSeq lists its product as uncharacterized. NCBI's taxonomy places the organism in Eukaryota, Metazoa, Arthropoda, Insecta, Diptera, Glossinidae. The transcript has 3 exons. The record is from RefSeq and is a predicted model, not a curated record. The coding region runs from base 83 to 385 and encodes 100 amino acids.